AUUUGACACAAUAAAUAAUCUGAAAAAUAAAAAUUUUUAUUUUCCAAAUUGUCAAUGAUGAUGAUGAUGAUGAGAUCCAGAAACACAUAAACACAGAAACACCCACGCAUAAAAAUUCAUUUGAAAACUCAAUAAAAAAAUAAAAUAAAUUCAACACUUCUGCACACCAGCUGUGUCCCCAAAAAACAUAAACACAAGAAGCAUAUAACUCAACAUACAUGCAUGGUAAAAACAGCCGCCAAUCCGAUUGUUUGUUGUGCCACUAAAUAAAAUUUUUUAUUUUUUUGCAAGAAAAAUCCUGGUAUAUUUUUUUAUAGAGAAUCAAUGUUAAUAAUGGUGAGGACGAGGAUUCAUUCAAUCGUCAUCAAUUUUUGCUUUUGUAAAUGCAAAAUUGAUGAUGUGCUUUACGAUCAUAUCCGAUUAUAGUUUUGUUCAAUUUAUUGUCCCUAUAUAUCUUGACGUUUAAUGUAUAUGAUGGCUAUGUUGUGUGUAUGGUUUGUGUGUGUUAGUAGUUGACGAUGAUAAUGAUUCAAAGUUGAGGCUACCCAAUGAUUUGAUCUUAAUAUAAUUAUAAUAGUAUCCUUAUUUAUUAUAUAUAAUGUUCCUCUAUCCGGCUAGUUUUUUUUUAUUGUUAUUGGCCAAUUAUAAGUAAGAUUCUCCAUUUAUAAUCAUUUUAAUCAACUCAGACAAAUCAAAAAUCAUCAAUCGACAUCAUAAUUGCCUGACAACAACAUCCUUGUUCUAAUUUUUUUUUUUUUUUUUUAGUUCCAAAUUUUUCUGUUCUAUGGUGGUGUUAAUUUAUUAGAUGAUUUUUAGUUUAAAUUUUUGAGCAUUCUCCACGGAGCAUCUUCAAGUUUUGUUCAUCAUUGAAUUUCGAAUAUCGUGUUGCCUUCUAUUUGUUGUUGAACGUUUUUUUUCGAAAAGAAAAAUUCUUUGUUUUGUUUAGUUAGACUUUUUUUUUGGUUGAGAUUUCUUCAUUAUUCUCUACAGUGUGCUCAUGUUCGAAUUCCUAUUCAAUAUGUAAUACAAUCGACAAGAUAUAAAAAUUGAGAGAAAAAAAACAAGAAUUUUCAUCAAAAAAACUACUGAAAUUUUUGAAAUAGGACAUGAAAGAUGAUACUCUUUUGUUACUCACAUUUCAAACAUAAUGCUAUUGUUGUUAUUGUCCAAUGUUUGAAAUACAAUUUUAUCUUUUGUUGGUGAAUUUAAAAGAAUUCGAAUCUUUGAGUGGAAAAAAACAAAAUUUCUCCAUUGCAUUACGGUGGUGAUGAUGACUGAAUUUUUAUUUAUAACGGCCAAUGUUGGAUCCAUAUUUCAAGAUUCUAAACUUUUGCUUAAAUCAUGGAUAGCCGAAUUUUUGAAGACUGUGGAUAGAUUAAAACCUAAAUUCAUUGCAUUACAUUGUCAGGAAUUUGGUGGAAAAGAUUAUCGAAAAACAUCAACAAAUGUUGAUGAUUUUGUACGAACACUAAUAUCUAGCCAUGAAAUGAUCGAUUUCGAAACGAUUCGUGUAUUUAUCGAUGAAGACUAUUCAUCUGAUAAUAAAUUCACCGCAUUGGGUAGUUUUUAUUUCAUACAUAAAACUCAACAUGCAUUUAUUUGGAAUUUUGAUGGUAAUAAAUUUGUUCCGGCCACGAAUAGAGAAAUACAUUCUGGUAGCAUCGAAAAUGUGCCUAUAAAAUUUAAACGAAAAUUUCCCCAAGAAUUAUUUCCUGAGUGUAAAUGGUCUCGAAAAGGUUUCAUGAAAACCCGUUGGAUGAUCAAUGAAUUAAUCUUUGAUACAAUCAAUAUUCAUUUAUUUCAUGAUGAAUCCAAUUUUGUUUCGAUCUCAGACUUCCCAUCAAUGUAUGCCAAAAAUCGUCGUAAAGCAUUCGAAUAUAUGUUGGGUUUAAUUGGACCGGAGGAUUUCAAAAUUCUCCCCAUAUUUAUAUUUGGUGAUUUUAAUUUUCGAUUAGAUACCAAAGCCGUCGUGCAGCGUUUGACAGUCAAUUCACGAUUAUCGCAAAAGAAAACAAAAAAUGGUGAUCUAUCUCGUCUCAUGUAUCAUGAUAGCACUAAUGAUCAUCGUCUAUUAUCAAUUGAAAGAAAACAAUUCAUCUAUUCUGAUCAGAAUUUUUUCACUGAUCCACAUAAUUUUGAUUGGCUUAUGAAACAGGAUAAAGAAUUGAAUCAUUUUCAUGGAACGCUAUGGGAAUUUGAUCGACAUUUUUUGCCUAGCUAUCCAUUUGAAGAGAAUAUAAAUAUGAUAACAACAGCGUCAUCAUCAAAAAUGAUAGCUAAUAGCUAUAUGAAAACUCGUUGUCCUGCAUGGUGUGAUCGUGUAUUAAUGAACAAUACUGCCAAACAAUUAUUGAUCAAAAAUGAAAAUCAACAAACAAAAAUUCAUUAUGAAAUGAUGGGUAAUGAUUCACCUAUGGGUGAUCAUAAGCCAGUCUAUCUGUAUUUUGAUUAUGAUACAACAACAACAACAACAACAGCAAUUAAUUUAAUAGCUGCAGCUAAUGAUUUAUUAUUUGUAUGUUGAUUUCGUUUGAAAAUUUAAUUUAAUUUCCC
Molecule: messenger RNA, 2553 nt
Organism: Dermatophagoides farinae (American house dust mite)
Lineage: Eukaryota; Metazoa; Arthropoda; Arachnida; Sarcoptiformes; Pyroglyphidae
Source: RefSeq, a predicted model, not a curated record